This is a messenger RNA of Cydia pomonella (codling moth), 2845 nucleotides long. Its product is annotated as pickpocket protein 28-like. The record is from RefSeq and is a predicted model, not a curated record. Gene Ontology annotation, biological process: sodium ion transmembrane transport. Gene Ontology annotation, cellular component: membrane. Gene Ontology annotation, molecular function: ligand-gated sodium channel activity. NCBI's taxonomy places the organism in Eukaryota, Metazoa, Arthropoda, Insecta, Lepidoptera, Tortricidae. The transcript has 12 exons. The coding region runs from base 463 to 2025 and encodes 520 amino acids.
UCCAUAAUUAACGAUACGGUCGUUAUUAUAUCGCUUAAUCCUGUAGUUUGUUCCAUUUUCCUAACUUCGUUUUGUAAUUUUGUCUAGUCCGGCAAUUUUUCUUCUCUCCGGUAUUCUUCAGAUCCGGUCUUAAUUUCAAUAUACGUAAUAUCAUUUAACAAUUUAAAAAAAAGCGCUGUUUCAGCAAAAAACUAAUUAUUGGACCACUGACAAUAGUCAAGAUCCGGCACCGUGGUAUGUUUGGGAUCAUAAACGAACUAUAACCAGAAGCAAGAGUGAGGUAGGUUUAGCGACUAGGUACGGAUUUUCUUUUCUUUUCGGAAAUUAGUAUAAUAAAUAAGUAAAUAUCAAAAGCCGUAAAACGAAUUUACUCUUCACCAUAUUGUGGAACGGUGGAACACACGUAAAAAUACAAAGAGAGGUUCAUGAGUAUAUGUAUAACCUACCUAGUUUUAUUUUAUAAUGGAAAGACUUUUUACACAGGAGAGACCUCACCACUCUCACCAGGAUAUAAUAUCAGGUUGCGGUGGCAAAGGUGUACGGAAAGACCUAAGAGAAUAUCUGUUGACGUCCACGUUGCAUGGUCUCCGAUACGUGGGAGAAAAGAAAUUAACUUGGUUUGAAAGAUUCUUCUGGUUAGGGGCAUUCAGUUGCUCCAUAGUUUGCGCAGGAUUCUUUAUCCUUAACGUUUAUGACAAAUGGCGAAGUUCACCCAUGAUCGUGAGCAUCAACCCUGAGAACAUGGCUCUCCAGAACCUGCCCUUUCCAGCCAUUACUGUGUGCAAUGUCAAUCAGGCGAAGAAAAGUGUCGCGAAACGUUAUAAACAAGACGGUGAUCCAGUGAACAAGAAAUUGCUCGAAAGCUUAUGCACAUCACAGGAUGACACAGAAAUAUUUGAAAGCGACGUUGCUCAAAGCGCCGAUUGGAACUACUUCCGCUCCUUCUUAAUAAAUGUAACCCAGCCAUGUAGCGAGAUGUUAGCAAUGUGCAUUUGGGACUCCGGCGAGAUGAGCUGCCAGGACUUGUUCAACGCGCAACUUACCGACGAAGGACUGUGUUGCACCUUCAACGUCGUCCAUCGCAACAAGCUGUUCCGCAAUCCCAAAGAUUUAAACGAUAUGAAUUUUACGUUCCCAUUACCUUCGGUUGAUUGGACUCCCGAAGGCGGUUACCCGGCCGAUGCGCCGUAUAACGGUUUUCCAUGGAGACCCAGAGGUAUCGGAACUGAUCAUGGUUUGACGUUGGUUUUGGACGCGAAUGUGGCUGAAUACUACUGUGCUUCCACGAAAAGCCCCAGUUUUAAGAUCCUUUUGCACAAUCCCACGGAAACGCCCAACAUCGCGAAUCUGGGUGAUAUAUACGGUCCAGGAAUAGAAGCUCGUAUCGCCAUCCAACCCCGAAUCAUGGACGCAGCUCCCUCCCUGCGGGGGAUCGAUGUCAAAAAGCGGGUGUGCCUGUUCUCCAGUGAGAAGGCUUUGGUUUUCUACAGGACUUACACUUUAAAAAAUUGUGAGAUGGAGUGCGAAGCUCGAAAUAUGCUGGCCUUAUGCAAAUGUGUAUUAUAUUACAUGCCUAAAAACAAAACCACACGGGUUUGUGGUAAAGCCGACGCAAAUUGCUAUUCUAAUAUAAAUUUAAUUAGAAAAGGCCGUCAACUGUCAUGCGAGGAGUGCCUGCCAGCUUGCACAGAGAUCUCAUACUACGAGCGUAUGAGCUCCGCCAGACUAAGCAAGGCGAUGGUUGAGCAAUACGCCAAGCGGCUCAGCGGCAACAAAACGGCUGAAUACGUUACAAACAACAUGCUUAUAAUCCACUUUUAUUUCGAGGACCGUACUUUUACAAGGUACACCAAAGGCGAAAUAUUCGGCCUCACAGAGUUUUUGUCAAACACUGGAGGGUUACUGGGCCUGUGCAUGGGCUUCAGCAUGAUGAGCCUAGUAGAACUGAUCUACUACGUGACGCUACGUGCCCUUUGCCAGACGCGGCGAAAACCUAAGCAUCACUUCACACAAUAUUCACAAUAACUCUGGGUGGAGUGACAUUCGAUUUUGAACCGGAAUUCUUAUGAUAUAGAACUGGUUUUGUUCUAAACUUCGCAGCAAUUAUAUUGACGCUAUCCAUUAGGCGUACUAUGGAAUCUUACAAUUGGUUCAAAGACUACCAUUUGAACAAGUCAAAUGAGACGUACGACCGCCACACUUUUAUGUUCCAGUUAUUGGCUGAUAAAAUGACAAAUUCCAUUUGGUUGUGGUUUUCAGCUGUAUACAUGUUAAAGUGCAAUGGGUUCAGGCAGCAGAAUUUAUAAAAAAUGGUAGCGCUUUUCGAGACCAUGAUACGGUUGACAAAAAAUAUGAAUAGCAAUCUUGAGGUCUCUAGUAAAUUCAUCGAUUUGAUACCUGAUUAAAAACAACUUUCGCUAAAUAGAAAGAAAUCACAAACUUAGGUCAAAGACGCACUAUUAAAUAUUUGCAACUAUUUCAGCAAACGCUAUUAAUUAUUUUUGCUGGAUCUCAUCGAUUUCGUUAAAAAUAACUAAUAGCGAUGAUAUCCACAAUCCUGGGCAUGCACGGCCGUCCGCUCAGUGCUCGGCGAGCUGCGUUCGGAGAAGAACUGAACUCACUGCACCUUAAGGAUGCCGUCAUAAAAACUAGUUAUGUUACUUUUAUCUCCGUCACUUAUACUUUGUGACAUUUAUAGGGAAAAUGUUACUAAUUUAACUUCUAACCCCCUUAUUCAUAAAACGUCUACUAAAGUUGUCAAGCCGCUUAUAAUCGUUUGUCCCUUUCCGACGUAUUGGUAUGAUGGAAAGGGACAAACGAUUAUUAGCGGCUUGUCAACUUUACU